This is a messenger RNA of Arachis ipaensis, 1608 nucleotides long. RefSeq lists its product as uncharacterized. Lineage: Eukaryota; Viridiplantae; Streptophyta; Magnoliopsida; Fabales; Fabaceae. Gene Ontology annotation, molecular function: protein binding. The record is from RefSeq and is a predicted model, not a curated record.
GAGCAGCAGCCGCCGCCGACAAAUUUCAAGGCCAAGUUCAUGUGCAGCUACGGCGGCAAGAUCCAGCCGCGCAGCCACGACAACCAGCUCUCCUACGUUGGCGGCGACACCAAGAUCCUCGCCGUCGACCGCAACAUCAAGUUCCCCGCCUUCCUCUCGAAGCUCGCUGCCCUCUGCGACUGCGCCUCGCCUGAGAACCUCACUCUCAAGUACCAGCUCCCCGGAGAGGACCUCGACGCCCUCAUCUCCGUCACCACCGACGACGACCUCGAUCACAUGAUGCAUGAGUACGAUCGCCUCUUCCGUGCCUCCGCAAAACCCGCCAGGAUGAGGCUCUUCCUCUUCACCGCCUCAACUACCUCCGCUCCACCUAGUUUCUCCACUGAUCGCGAUCGCUUCGUUGAGGCUCUCAACUCGGGUCCCGUUCCGGUCCAACCCGAUCCGGUCAAACCCCCUCCUGUUGCUCCUGCCAACGUUGAUUUUCUAUUCGGGCUUGAGAAGGCCGCGCCUCCUCCCCCUCAGCCGGCACCGCCUCUCGCCACCGUCAAGUUCCACGAUCCUGUUCCGGAGCCUGUGGCGCCGCCACCGGAGUACCAGACGCGCGCAGCUGUGAACGAUCGGGUUAUUGGAUCGGAUCCCACCGUGAACCCGAUCGACGUUCAAAGGCAGUUGCAGCAAGAGCUGCAGCGGUUGCAGAUCGCGGAGGCUGAUCAGUCUAUGUACCGGAGGAGAAGUGAGGAUGGCUUCGCUGGAGGUUAUGGCGUUGCUGGGGGCGGCGAUUAUUACAUGCAGAAAAUGCCAGAGAAGGUUCCGAUGUCGAAUUCACCUGCUACUGUGCCGCACCCCGGGAAUUACUGGCCGGAGAAGCAAUUUUCUGGCGAAGGUUUCCCCACGGCGAUUUCGACGGCUCCCGGAGGUGGAGACCAACAGUUUUACGUUGUUCCGGCGCCGGGCACGUUCUAUCAUGCUCCAGUUGUGCGUCCGUCGGCGGCGCCGGUCACUCAAGGUUACUACGCUGUGCAACGUAUGAGUUCUGAUGGAUACCGUGAGCAGCCAGUGUACGGCGGCGCGCAGCCAGCUAAAGCAGCUUUUUCGUCUGCGGGAGCCACAAAUAUGGCACAGGCUCCACCGGUUAAGGCCCCUGGUUAUCCAGAAGGAUACGGCGUGGUUCGGCCAGCUGGAGUGCCGGAUAAUGUGGGGUCUGCUGCGUACGCGCAAGUUGCCUACGAUAGUGGGAGUGGGAGACAGGUUUAUUAUACUGCGCCGGCUGGCGUCAUGCACGCGCCGCAAUAUCAAGGAAUUCCUCCACCGGUUACUGCUGCUGGCGGUUCGUUGGGCCAGGAUGUUAGUAAAGUGGUAAACAAGGCUUCCCAAGGUUCUGUGUGAUUAUUGUUGUCUUUUAAGUUUAAGAUUGUGAUUAUAUUAAUUUUGAAAUAAUACGCUUAAUAUGUGAUUUUCAUCGGCUUUUGCUUUAUAUAAUACUAGUAUGGUUAGCUUCUAUAAUAAUCAUAUUUCUUUCUUUCUGCUAAGCUAUGUCAUACUUAUGUGUCUGUUUCCCUCUUUCAAAGUGAAGCGAUCUGUAAUAAGAUCCUGAGGAUGAUGUUUAAA